AUGAAUGCGAAUGAUUUUAAGCCUUAUGGCCUAACGCUUUACUGUGUUGAGUGUGGUUUCGGAGGCAAAGCUUCACUUACUGGCACCGUUGAGGUUAGCUUGUUCGGCGGUAUUGAAGUCGCCCAGAUCCAGUUCAACACCCAGUUCAAAGCUGGGCUCAACCUUGGCCUCAAAGCGUUCGUUAAGUACGAAAAGGAGUGGACUUAUCUAGUUGGCGAGAUCAAUCCUUGGAGCUUUGGCAUAGCGCUACUCCGUGCUGUUGGACCUUACGUAGGUCUCGACGUCAAGGCUGGAAUGAGUAUUGAGGCAACUGGAACACUGCUCAUUGGAGCUUCGGUUGAGUGGGAGAAUAUCGAUAUCUUGAUUGAUCUUGUCAACUCUGGUAACAGCCACACCAACGGUCUUACCACUGUCUUCAAGCACACGGCCGAAGCCACUGGUAAGCUCAAAAUGGAGGCAUCUCUGGGCCUUCUGGCUAGUGUUGGUGUCGAACUCAAGCUUCUACCCGAAUUAUGGGAGGCCAAGGGAGGAGUUGUCGACACACCGUCAGUUGUUCUUGAGGGCAGCUUCGAGAUGGGUGCGACAGUUACUGACGACGGUGAGACCCUGGCUGAUAUAGAUGGUGAUUGCUACGGAAUUGCUUGGAACACCAUUUCGAGAACUCCCUCGAUGCGUUUGUCACAAUUGAGUUAUUCUAUUGCUCAAGGUUGCAUUGGCUAUGUCAAUGACGGAACUUGUGAUGAUGGAUCUGAUGAUGAGGGGGGUAUGUCUGGAACCGGAAUGGACUGCGGUGGUAGUGGUCUAUUCGCUGAUUGUGUUGGGUCACAACCGGCACCUGUCUUUGAUCCAACAUCCAAGAGGAAGACUGGCAAGAAGGCCGACACUAAGUCCACUAAACAGAAGGGCACCGCUCAGAGCAACAAGAAACCUACCAACACCAAGACUAAGAAGCCGAUCAGAACCUCUAGCGUUCUGACAGCCACUACCAAGAACACCAAGGCUACCCAAGCUGCGAACAAGAAAGUCAAUCUGGCCAAAGCAUCCAUAACGUCCAAGAAGGCUUCUCCAGCAUGUAAUCCCGCGGCUAUCGCCAACAUCAAGACCCCUCCACGUUCAGUUUGCAAGAGAAAUGUGGCAAAGGCUCGUGUCCCCUCCAAGUCCAUCAUUGCUAUGGCUUCUUCUGUGAAGAGCGUGAACACUUGCACCGAGAUCUGCUUGAAGAGUAAGAAGUGUAUGAGCUUUGGAUAUGGUGAGGAUAAGACGUGUCAACUCUAUCGGAAGAACUUCAAGAGUCUUGGAGUCACAUUUGGGAGGGGGAAGCAGAGUUCGUUGUUUUACGAUAGGAAAUGCUAUGCGUAUAGCAAAUGUUCCAAGUAG
This is a messenger RNA of Fusarium oxysporum Fo47, 1377 nucleotides long. Its product is annotated as PAN domain-containing protein. NCBI's taxonomy places the organism in Eukaryota, Fungi, Ascomycota, Sordariomycetes, Hypocreales, Nectriaceae. Bases 1 to 1377 code for a protein of 458 amino acids. The transcript has 4 exons. The record is from RefSeq and is a predicted model, not a curated record.